AUGGCAGACGUCUUGCCGCCGGACGACAUUCCACUCAUGUGCGUGACGAUCUGUGGUCCAAUCGUCGAGUUGACAGCAAAAUGUGAUGUUCACAACCAUCGCCUCGCGAAGCGACAGCCAAACCCCGAGUGGGUUCCAAAGUUGGCCGUGGAACCGGUCGAGGACGAUGGACUGCACAAGAGAAGCUUCUCUAUCAUCAGGGCUGCGCCGACGUCAUUUCCUCCACAGUUCGAGCCUCAAGAGAGCACGACAUCGUCAGCUUCAACUUCAACGUCAACGUCAACGUCAACGUCAACGCCAACGUCGACUGCCAAGUCUACGCCGGCGUCAAUGAAAUGGGCUGCGGACGACACUAGUGCGGAGGAGCAGACAAUGACAAUGAGGCGUUCCAUGAUAAGUUCAUCGUUUGUCAGCUCCGAAGUGACUCAAGCUACCAAGACUCUCCAGGGUGAUUCUGGUACAGCGAGCAUGACGAGUUGGGGAGCUAGUUUGCAGACCCAAUCAGUAGUUCCAGAGGAUGAUCCGGAGAGGGAAUGUGUAUGCAACAAUACGAGCUUUGAUGUGGCCAAGAUCGCAGCGCUAUGUCAAGACUGCAUCGUUGUUGAUGGGCACAAGCAAAAUAACCUGGAUAUUAUCAUGCGGUCAUGCGGGUUCAAGCCACUUACUUACACUCCUGACCAGGACAAGGCGGCGGAUAACGUCCGGGUCGAGGCGACGCGGCCGACUGCCAUGGGUGCGAAGCAAGACUCGACGAAUUCAGGUGCUGGAUUAGAGUCUGGUGGUAAUUGGGUUAUUAUUUUCACUUCGUUGUUAGGAAUCGCCUUGGCGGUAUGA
Molecule: messenger RNA, 834 nt
Organism: Fusarium musae
Lineage: Eukaryota; Fungi; Ascomycota; Sordariomycetes; Hypocreales; Nectriaceae
Exons: 2
Coding region: 1-834 (277 amino acids)
Source: RefSeq, a predicted model, not a curated record